CGAGUGCUCUUUCCAAGACUCCUCAGACCGGGACUACUGAAAUUUAUAGUAAUUUUUGUUGUGGUGACUGUUCAACCUGUGCAAUUUAUACAGAAAACGCAAGAUGAAGCUCCACAUUCGAGGACACAAAUCGUACUUCAUCGAGUGCGGGGAAAACGAAACUAUGGCCGAUAUCAAAGUAAAACUAAGAGAAUUAGAGGGUGACAUUAUGGAACUAAAUUGGAAUGGAAUCCCAGUAAAUGACCAAAUCCGCGUCAACGGGCUACCGACACCUACCUUGGACUUGUAUUUAAAUCUUCAUGGUAGCAAGGUUCAUGCUUCUCUGGCUCGCGCUGGCAAAGUCAGAGCCCAAACACCAAAAGUGGAGAAACAAGAGAAAAAGAAAAAGAAGACAGGCCGUGCGAAGAAACGCGUACAAUUCAUUAGGGUCCCAGCCAACAUCUUAUAA
Phymastichus coffea is the source of this 448-nucleotide messenger RNA. RefSeq names its product ubiquitin-like FUBI-ribosomal protein eS30 fusion protein. Bases 104 to 448 code for a protein of 114 amino acids. The record is from RefSeq and is a predicted model, not a curated record. Gene Ontology annotation, cellular component: ribosome; cytosolic small ribosomal subunit. Gene Ontology annotation, biological process: translation. NCBI's taxonomy places the organism in Eukaryota, Metazoa, Arthropoda, Insecta, Hymenoptera, Eulophidae. The transcript is spliced from 3 exons. Gene Ontology annotation, molecular function: structural constituent of ribosome.